AUGGCGCAGGUGCAGCACAAGCGCGUGCGCAUUGUCGAGCAGCGGCAGCCCGUCCACCCGCUACCAGUGGUGCCCGAGGUGAUUGUCUCGCCGGCCCCGCCCGCGUCGCCUGACGAAUGGCAGGCGACGCCGACGACACCGGCCGGCGACAACCAGCUGCCCCGCAAGCCUCUCGCGCGGGGCAAAUCGAAGCGCAAGACCAUCAUGGAGUUUAUCGACGGGUGGUGGGAUCUGGGGCUGCUGGAGCAGCAGAGGCAGACCUUGCUCGCCAGGGCUGCUUCUCGCAAGAAGUGA
This is a messenger RNA of Colletotrichum spaethianum, 294 nucleotides long. RefSeq lists its product as uncharacterized. Lineage: Eukaryota; Fungi; Ascomycota; Sordariomycetes; Glomerellales; Glomerellaceae. The record is from RefSeq and is a predicted model, not a curated record. The transcript has a single exon. The coding region runs from base 1 to 294 and encodes 97 amino acids.